CUUUACAAUAAUAUUUGGCUCAAAAAUUAAAUAAAGCAAAAAACAACCCAUUUUAUAGUUUUCUUUAAAAGGGAAUAAAAUAUAUUAUUAUAAUAAACUCCAUAUUAUAGUUCUUUUAUUUAAAUUAUGAUCUUUUCAGAUCGUGGCAGAAAAAAAACUAAUUUUUUUUCAAAGGAUCCUAUGUCAUAUAGUCCAGAUGGGAAAUAUAUUAAGCAUUUUGAGGUUCCUUCCCCUACCUAAUUUAAGCCAUAUGAUGGAUAAAAGCAAUACUCGUUAGAAAAGAACUAACCAGGAGGUUUAUUUUUUGAUUAGGAUUCUAGGAGAAAAGAGCAUGAUAAAAUGAAAUAAGAAUACUUCGAUUAUUGUUAAUAUAUGAUGUCUUUAGGGAAAUAGCCUAAAUCAUAAUAAUAAUUUCAUAAUGAUAUAAUGAACUUAGCAGCUAGACCCUCAACCAGAGAUUUAAAGCAGGCAAAAUAAAAAUUUUAUGCCUAAGAGCUGCAAAGAUAAAUAGAUGAAAAAAAUCAGCAAAGGUUUGCGAGCUAAGGAGAUAGAAAUCAAGCAAAUUAAAAAUACAUAGAUGUCAAUAAAAACAAUGAAGUUUAAGUAUUUGAUUUAUAGAGUGCAUCUAAUUAAUUUUUAACACCAAUAAAAAAAAUAUAUGGAGGUUCAGGUGACCCAAUUUAUGAUGAAUACGGAAAUAUUAAUGCAAAUAUUAGAGGAAUCAGUGAAUAACUACAUUAGGGUAAUUCAAUAAGCUUCUCGCCUAUGCGGAAUAAUAAUAAAAAUGUAAAGGGAUCAAGAACUACACUUGGAGAAGGGUAUUUCUAAGAGCACAAAAUUUCUAAUUUAAAGUCGUAAUUGAAAAAAUAACAGUAGCUAUAACAUUAAAUGGAACAAGAAGGAAAAAGUAUUAUGGAUAAGAUGUUUGACAGACAAGAGGAGAGAUAACUAAAUAGACUUUAAAGGCAUAAUGAGUAUAUGAAAGAUAUUGAAAGACAAAUGCAAAAUGAUAUAAAUAUAUUUUCUAACAAUCUUACUUAGUAGGAUCGAAUGAUGAAAAUGGCAAAUGAUUACCAUUAUUCACAGUCUGAUAAUAAACCUUAGUAAAAAAGCAUAUUUUAAGAAAUGUCUGACGAAAACUAAGUAAGAAAAAUGAAGAGAGACAUGCAAUUAGAAUAAUAUAACAAUGAUCUCUAAGAAUAAAUAGAGCUAAAAAAGCAAUAAAAGAAGAUGUAAAACGAAAUAGAUAAAAUAAAAGAAAAAAAAGAAGAAGAAAAAUUGUAAAAGGAGAGAGAAGAUUUAAGAAAAUAAAUGGAAAAUGAAACAAAAAAGAGAAAGAAAAUUAUUUAAGAUACUGAUAAUGAGAAUUUAAAAAUUUUAGAAUAAUAAAAAAAGCUAUAAAAAAACUAUUAAAAAUUGUAAGAAAAGCAAAAUCAUCUCAUAAACGAAGCAGUUGAAAUGCAAAAUAAGCUUAAGUAAAAUACAAGCACUCAAAGCAGAAAAAUGUCUCAACCUUUAAUAGAAGUUCCUCCAUUAAAUUCUUUUGAAAGCUAAUAAAAAUGGAAUUAAAAUUAAGGAAAUUAAUCACCAAUUUAUUAAUAAAGCCCAUAAUAAAAUAGUAUUUAAUCUCCAAAAGAAAUUUUUCCAAUUAAUAGCCUUCAAUUUAACUAAUUAAAGUAAAAACCAUCUUAAUACCCUCCAAUAAGUGCUGUUAACCCUGUAUAAAAAUUAUAUGAAAAUUCCUAGAAAUUAAAAGAGGCUUAGUAAAAUUCAUAAAAUGAAGAUUUAUUAAAUUUAAGAUAAGAGUUGCAAAACUAAACUAAAAAAAUCCAAUAAGAUUUGUAAAAAAUGAAAGAAGAUAUGAGUAAUUAGUAAAAAGAAACAGAUAAAAAGUAACUGAAUGCUUUACAAUCUUAAGAGAGAUUAAUAGUAAAUGAAAUAGCUAAAAUAGAAAAUUAGAUUAAAUAGUAAUUAGAAGAUUAAAAAAAAGCUCUACAAUAAUAACAACAACAACAGUAAUAAUUAUCACCUUCAAAGAUUAAUAAUCAAUAUGAAAAAAAAUCUAGAUAAUCGAGCAAAGAUUUUUUGAAAGAAGCUCAGGAUGAUAUGCUAAAGCAACUUCAUGAACAGCAAAAGCAGUUCUUAGAAGAGCAUAAAAGAAGAAUGAGAGAAGAAAAAUAGAAACAUGAUUCUGAAACUUAAAAACACACAACUGAAAAAAUGAUUUAAGAUUUAAGUGUUGAGUUAUAGAAAAAGGAUUUCAAGGAAGAAAUGAGAUAUAAAAUUCUUAAAAACAAGAUAAAAGAUAUGGACAAUGCUUAAAAUAGCAAUGCUCUAUUUUUAAAAACAGCUUUGGCAACUAUGCAAUAAACUCCUAGAACACAAAAUGAAGAAUUUGGUAAUAGGCAAGCUAAACACAAUUUGACUUAUCAUGAGGGAGAUAACGAUUUCAGAAAUUUUCCUAUUCUUGAAUAACAUUUUCAUCAUAAUCCUAAAGAUUAAUAAAAUUAUUACACUCAUAGAUCUUAAUAAUCACCAUAAAGCCCUGGCCUUUCUUAUAACGAUGGAAACAAGACAGAAAGGAAAGAAAAACAGGGAAUUAUCACACAGCAUUUUCAUUAUGAUUAAUUUUAAACACCAAGAAGACCACUAUCAUCUCAAUAAGGAAAAAAGCAUAGCAUCAAAUAAAAUAGCAUGAUUAAUAGCUCGAUACAAACAUAUCCCAUAAAUUACUAAGACUCUGGGUUCUAAGUAGAUUCUAAAAUGUUUGUAAAAGAACUACAGCCUUUACCAGAACCUGUUUGCAGAAAAAAGAGAUCAUGCUCAAGAUAAAAUAUGGCCUAAUCCUAAUUAAGCUAUAAUGGUAGGCCUUCUACAUAAAUUUAUUUACCACAGAUGAAGAGAAGAGAAAGUCUUGAUUUAGGAUAAUAUGAUAAUAUAAAAAAUAAAAUUAAUCGUACAAAGUAUUAAAACUAAAACUUUGAUCAAAGCUAUCCCAAUACAUUGAGUUACAUAGAUUAAUGGAACCAAAAAUAAAUUAAACAGCAAAAUAAUCCAAUAGAUAGCAAUAAUUUAGCAAAUCAAACUAUGAGUGAUUAUUUAAAUAAUACCCUAUUACAAUCAUAGCCUUAAUAUAACAACAAAGAUCAGUAUUCAAAUAAAAAAUAUCCUCAUUCACAAUAUUAAUCUACCAAUUAAAAUAAUCCAAAAUUAAGGUCUUCUUCUCUUUUAACAGAGAGAGACUAACAAUAGACAGAGCCAAAUCCAAACACACUCCUUGAAAAUAGUAAUUUAAUAAAUUAAAAUUUAGACAUUCUUGAUGCUAUUGUUAAAGCGAGUAAUCAUAAUCGGACUAAAUCUUCAUAAAAGAGAUCUGUAAAUAGAUACUAUGCCCUAAAGUAGAAGGAAUUAGAAAAAGAGUAAGAACUAUCCCAAAAUCUUUACUCUCCCUACGAAGGCGAGUCCCCUGAAACAGGAUUAGAUUUAUAUUCGAACAAAUCCCAAUCUCCUUAUUUACCUUAGUUUAGGAAUAGCUAAAAUAGCACACAAGUCAGAACUACUCCUUGGAAUAAUAAGUCUCUUCGAUAAAGUCCUUAAGAUUCUAAACUCGGUUCAGCAGAGCGUGUCAUAGAUAAGCUAGAUGGAGUCCUCAAAGAUAUUAAAUCUGGGAAUUUGCUUUCUAAAAAAGAUGAAAUGUGA
This is a messenger RNA of Tetrahymena thermophila SB210, 3699 nucleotides long. RefSeq lists its product as hypothetical. The transcript is spliced from 3 exons. Lineage: Eukaryota; Ciliophora; Oligohymenophorea; Hymenostomatida; Tetrahymenidae. The record is from RefSeq and is a predicted model, not a curated record.